Bipolaris oryzae ATCC 44560 is the source of this 1719-nucleotide messenger RNA. RefSeq lists its product as uncharacterized. The transcript has 2 exons. NCBI's taxonomy places the organism in Eukaryota, Fungi, Ascomycota, Dothideomycetes, Pleosporales, Pleosporaceae. The record is from RefSeq and is a predicted model, not a curated record. Gene Ontology annotation, molecular function: heme binding; monooxygenase activity; iron ion binding. Bases 1 to 1719 code for a protein of 572 amino acids.
AUGGCUUUUCAGGUCUUAUCUACUGCCGUUUUAGCUUCUGUUCUCUGGACUACCCUGUACUUGGUGCUACGAAAAGCCUACCCCAGGCCUUUGCCAGGCAUUCCUUACAAUCACGAUGCUGCUAGGAAAUUGAUGGGUGACCUAGCGGAGCUGGGAGAGAGACAGAAGAAUGGUGGAAGCUUGAGACCGUGGUUUCUUGAGCAGGCCAGGAGACACAACUCUGCUAUAACGCAGAUCUUCUUAGGACCUUUUGCAAAACCUGCUGUCCUUAUCUCGGAUUAUGUUGAAGUUAACGAUAUUUUGAGCCACCGAGACGCCGUCGACUUCAAGAGAGGGAAGAAGGUGGACGUUUUCAGCGGUGUCCUCCCGUAUGCCCACCCCGCUAUGGAGACUUUUGAUCCGAGGUUCAAGAGCAGCAGGGACCUCGUCCGGGAUCUUAUGGUGCCAUCUUUUUUGAAUAAAGUUAAUGCACCCCAUACGUAUAUAGUAGCACAGAGCCUUGUAGAGCUUUGGAGGCUAAAGGCAAAUAUCGCUCAAGGCCGGCCAUUUGAAGCAUCCGAAGACAUUGUGGAGUUUUCUUUUGAUUCCAUCCUGAGUGCUGCCAUCGGUUUGGAAAACGGCCAGGGAGAUGUGCAACGCCAGUUGUCCUUUCUACGCCAAAGAGAAUUUGACGAGCGCCAUGAGGUGACCAACACCUCUAUCAACAAACCCAUUAAGAUUCCAAGUGCCGGAAGAUCGACGAAGCUCGCGGCCCUCAGUGUCGAUGAGGAGUUCCUUUGGAAAGGUUUUUAUAUGCCCUCACCAUGGCUCUAUCACAGACUUAAUAAACUGCGACCAUCUGUCAGAGAUGCAGGACGUACACUCCGGGGGUACAUCGAAUUGCGAAUCGCUAAAGCCGCACCAAAUCUCGCGAGAGGAUGCCAGCCCGAAUCGGCUUUGGACCACGUCAUUCAGCGCGAGAUAAGAGCGGCAGAAAAGGAAGAACGCGCCCCAAACCUCCAAGAUCCCCGAAUCCGCGACGAGAUCUACGGCUAUCUCAUUGCGGGUCACGAUACCUCAACCGGCUCGCUUAUAUGGCUCAUGCGCAGGCUUAUGUCUCACCCGGGUGAGCAAGCAAAGAUCCGCCGCAAUCUACACGAGACGUAUAGUGCGGCGCGGCGCGAGAAGCGACUACCCACCGCAACAGAACUUACGAGUAUGCAUGCGCAUUACUUAGACGCCUUUAUCGAAGAAGUACUAGGGUUGAACAGCCCCGUGGUAACCAUCAUGGUGACCACACGCAGGGACACUGUAGUGCUUGGUCACUCUAUCCCGGGUGAUACCCAGGUGUUUCUUAAUCUUACUGGCCCGUCCUUGAAUAUGCCAUCGGUUGAUGUUGAUGAGCGAGACCGCAGCGAGACGGCUAGGUCAUAUAGCCAUCUGAGGCAGAACUGGGAUGCUCAAGAUCCCGGUUUGUUUAAGCCCGAACGCUGGCUGAGUAAGGACAAGAAUGGCUGCGUUGUAUUUAAUAGUUCAAGCGGUCCAAAUCUUGCCUUUAGUGCGGGAAACAGAGGGUGUUGGGGCAAGAGGCUGGGUUACCUAGAGUUGCGCAUCAUACUUUCUCUGCUGAUCUGGUCCUUCGACUUUGAUCUACCAGAGGAGCUUGUCUCAUGGGAUAUGUAUGAUUCUCUUGUCACAGCACCAAAACAGUGCCUGAUCAGUGUAACUGAAGUCGAAUGA